Molecule: messenger RNA, 3027 nt
Organism: Xenopus laevis (African clawed frog)
Lineage: Eukaryota; Metazoa; Chordata; Amphibia; Anura; Pipidae
Gene: slc15a4.L
Product: solute carrier family 15 member 4 L homeolog
Biological process (GO): oligopeptide transport; proton transmembrane transport; transmembrane transport
Cellular component (GO): membrane; lysosomal membrane; early endosome membrane
Molecular function (GO): transmembrane transporter activity; L-histidine transmembrane transporter activity
Source: RefSeq, marked provisional
CUUCCGUGUUGUGGGCAUUGCCCAACCGGGUGUGUUAGUCUUGACCUGCUCUGACUGCAUGUUGCCGCGGGUGAGCUGAGCUUCUCCUGUCCUCCGUUCCCGUGUGUACAAUGGCAAGCCGUGAUCCCAGCGAGAGGAGUCCGCUGCUGGGCGGUCGCUCCGAGCCCCCUGUUCCUGCUGGAUCCGUGUUCUCCGGCCGUGGCCUGGCCUGCGCGGCGGUCUUGCUUUCCGAGCUGUUGGAGCGGGUGGCUUUUUACGGCAUUACUUCCAACCUGGUCCUUUUCCUCAAUGGACAGAUCUUCGGCUGGGAAGGGACCCAGGCCAGCCAGGCUCUGUUACUGUUUAUGGGCAUCACUUACCUGGUGUCUCCCUUUGCUGGUUGGCUGGCAGAUGCCCUGUUAGGUCGCUUCUACGUCAUUCUGGGCAGCAUGGUGCUCUACUUGCUGGGCAUGCUGCUUUUCCCUAUGGUCUCCUAUUCGGGCACCCGCACUGCUUUCUGCGGGGACAUUCAAUGGGCGCAAAUAGAGAACUGUAGCAGGAGCAACGCCUCGAGCGACGAUACCUGCCCGGAGCCGAGCCGGAGAUACUGCGCCCCCGCGCUAUUCCUGGGACUCAUCAUUGUGGGGCUGGGAGUGGGCUCGGUCAAGGCCAAUAUCACUCCGUUUGGUGCCGAUCAGGUGAAAGACCGAGGACCAGAAGCAACGCGGAGAUUUUUCAACUGGUUCUACUGGAGUAUUAACCUGGGAGCCAUUAUAUCUCUUGGUGGAGUUGCAUAUGUCCAGCAGAAUGUAGAAUUCCUCAUUGGAUACAUUAUUCCUGCAGUGUGUAUCGGUGUUUCCUUCUUAGUCUUUUUAUGUGGAAAAACAGUGUUUGUUACCAAACCAGCCGAUGGCAGUGCCUUCACCGAUAUGGUCAAGAUUCUGGCCUACUUCUGCUGUUCACGGAAACAUACAAGAGAAAACACCAGAAAUAUCCAGAAUAAUCAACAUAGACAUAAACAAAGCAGGUUGGAUAUGGCAAAGGCUUCACAUGGUGGACAAUUUAGGGAAGAUAAAGUAGAAGAUGUAAAAGCCCUUGUAAAGAUUAUCCCUGUAUUCUUGGCACUUAUUCCUUAUUGGACUGUGUAUUUUCAGAUGCAAACUACAUACGUACUUCAGAGUCUUCAUUUAAGAAUACCACAAAUCUUCAAUAACAAUCAUACGCUCCCAGCAGCAUGGCUUACCAUGUUUGAUGCAGUGCUUAUUUUGAUUCUCAUACCGCUCAAAGAUAAGCUGGUGGAUCCCUUUUUGAAAAAGAGAGGCCUUUUGCCAUCACCCCUCAAACGGAUUGCUGUUGGAAUGUUCUUUGUGAUGUGUUCAGUGCUAGCUGCAGGUAUUUUGGAAAGUGAAAGGUUGGAGAUUGUAAAGCGUGAUAAGAUCCAGCAGCAGAUUGGUAAUGUGACUUACUACGCUGCUAAUCUGACCGUAUGGUGGCAGUUACCUCAGUACAUUCUAAUUGGAAUCAGUGAGAUAUUUGCAAGUAUUGCAGGUCUGGAAUUUGCUUACUCAGCCGCCCCUAAAUCUAUGCAGAGUGUGAUCAUGGGGCUGUUCUUUUUCUUUUCUGGAAUUGGAUCUUUUGUUGGCUCUGGACUUCUUGCCCUUGUGUCUAUUCCACAAAUUGGAUGGAUGAGCAAUCACUCUGAUCUAGGUAAUAUAAAUGGGUGCACGCUGAACUAUUAUUUCUUCCUACUAGCAGCUGUUCAGGCUGCAACGCUCCUUCUUUUCCUUAUCAUUUCUGUGAAAUAUGAACGACAGCAGUCCAAAACUCACAGGAGACUUUAACUACAUUUGCUAAAAUAUACCAUUUAUACUGUUGCGGAGUUAAGCUGAAGGCCUGACUGAAGUAUUGACAAACUCCUAAAAAGCACCAGCUUGUUCUGUGACUUCAGUUUCACUGCUCAGAGUGUCCCUUAAAGCCAAAGAGACUUGAUUUGAAGGGCUACAAACACUUUGCACUACUUUCAUUCUUCAGGACAAGCCAAUUACAAGUACACUGAAGGGUAUUUUAGCACUCCUCUUAGUAAAAAGUGAAACUAGGUUCAUUUUUAUAUGGCUGAUAUUUAGUGGUCAAGUUUUUAUUUUGAGAUAUUUAAAAAACUGAGAUCAUUGUUUGAACAUGCCUUUGAUAAUCCCGUGGACUUCAAAUAUUUAAAUUGCUGCUACAAGUGUGUGUUCUGCCCAGCACGCAGCUCAGUUUUAUUCUUCCAGUUAAUGGGCUGUCAGCAAUGAGUCCGUGCAAAGUGAAUUAAUGUCACUGUAUCCUUUUCUGUCAAAGGAAAGUGGUUGUUGAGUGACAUUUCUGGAAGUGAAAGGUACUUUCUGCCUGCACCAUUUAGGUAACAAACAUAUACAGGUACAGUAUUUAUUAUAUGAAAUGCGUGGUGCCUGCUGUUUUCCAGAUAAGGGAGGAUUUUGAAAUUUGGAUCUCUAUACUUUAAAGGGCCAGUAACACCAAAUAUUUUAGUAAUUAAUCUGCCCCUAUACUGCUGUAAUAAUAAAGUAUUACAUCCCCCUUGGAUUUUUUUUACCAGCUAGAAUUAUGCUUACACAAGGCUAUAUAGUAGCAAGGUGACCGGGGGUGUUAAUUGAAAAAAUCUAAGCUAUAGUAAGAUUUACCUAUUCUUACAGCAGUUUUCUUACAGCUGGAGGACUAAGUACUGAAUCAUUGUAUUACUAGUCUGUUAAAAAUCAUGUAAUCCAUAGACAUGGAUUAAUACAGCUUAAUUAGGAUCAAUGAUAUUCCAGUAUUUCCGAGUGUUGUGGAUAAUUGGUUUCUGGAUAAAGGAUCUUCAACCUUUACCUGAUAAUAACCAACGCUCAUGGGUGCCAGAGCCCCUAGUUACUACCUGAGUUUUGAUCUCAACUUUUUGUUUUUUUAUAAUGAAGAGUGAAAAUAAUGCCAGCCAGUUACAUGAGUUUUUUUAUUGAGAUAAAAUAAUGCAGAUUUUAAGAUUCCAAAAAUGCCACCGCUAGAUUUAAAAAAAAAAAA